AUGAGCUCUCCUGAGCAGAUGGACGACGUGGACGAUGGUGUUGAUGGUGGUGAUGAUGGUCCGGCCCCUUCCAACAACACAAGACAUCCUCGAGCUUGCCGGCAGUGCGCCGUCACAAAAAUAAAGUGUACUUUUCGGCCCGGCAGUGGCAGUAGUGAUCCUUGUGAUAGAUGCCGGAGACUCAACAAGACGUGUAUGCCCCAGCAACCCGCUCCAGGUCCCAGGAAGAGACGAGCAAAGGAGACGAGGGUUGCACAGCUCGAGAAGAAAAUCGACGGCCUCUUCAACCUGCUCAACCAGAGGAAGGACAGCGGCGAGCACAUGCAGGUUGCCACGCCAGCCACCUCCGUGUCUGCCUCGUCGACAACCAGAGAUAGGGAUGGUCGAGAUACGCAACUGCCGGAACCCGACUCAUCAUCCAUCAACGUCAUGAUGCCUGUGGAUGCUUCUGUCGAGACGCUCUAUAAUCAUUUCCUCACGCAGAUGCUACCGCAUUUCCCCUUUGUCUACCAUCCACACGACAAGCCUGCGGGCGAGACGAAGCAUGUCAACCCAUUCUUGUUCAAGGAGAUGGUUGCUCUUGCGUCGUGGAAGAACCUCCACGACCAGAGGGAGAUGCAGAAACGUCUCGUUGCUGAGAUGGUCCAUCGACUCAUGUUGAAAGGAGAAAAGACUUUGGAUCUUCUCCAGUCCAUUCUUGUUCUGGUUGCUUGGUACCAGCCCUUCGUCUUCUGCAUCCCACAGCUUACGAACCUCCUCCAUCUCGGAUUUGCACUGUCCGUUGAACUCGGCUUGAAUAGAGCACCACAGUCUCGUGAGAGGAGAGGUGUAGACUCAUUCACACGACGCAUGGCACACGGCGAAUCUGCCAAUCGGACGCAAGACUCUCCUGAUCACAUGAGAGCACUGCUAGGAUGUUUCUACCUCCAUUCAGUACUCUCCAAGUCGUUCAGAGCCAUGGAUGGACCGAGAUACACAACAUACAUGGACGACUGCUGUAAGAAACUCCUCGAAGCAAAGGACAGUCCAUUCGAUGCACGACUCGUCCACCUCGUCCGCCUGCAGCAGUUCUGCGAACAGAUAGGCUCAAACAGCACAAGCGACCUCGAAAGUGGCGGAUCAGGCAGAGCACCUCUAGGCUUCUACGUCGCCUCCAUGGCAAACAAGCUCCACGAAAUCAAGACAGCCCUCCAAGACUCAACCCUAACCCCCGAACUCAACGAGUUCGCCGUCCCAUACGUCGCCCAAGUCGCCGCCGGCACCGCCGAAAUCCACCUCUACGAAUACGCCUACUACAGCUCGCUCAAAACCCACGACCACGAAGCCCGCGACAGCAUAGCAGCCUCCUCGGACUACCUCUACAAAUGCUUACAAGCCAUCUCCCAGACCAUGGAAGUCCACUGCAAGAUCGCGCCCGCCCAGUUCUACGACCUCCCCAUGACGCACUGGGCCUACCUGGGCGAAAUGCUCAUCGUCAUGUCCAAGCUCUUCCGCGCCGACGGCGACCGCAGCAGCAAGUCCCACAUGUACCAGGUCAUCGACCCCUCCCACAUCAUGGACGAGCUCAUCACCCGCUUCAAUCGCGCCCCCAAGGAGGCCGGCCUCACCGAAAACGACCUCUUCCUCUACAUCUCCCGCCGCAUCACCAUGUUCAAGAGCUGGAUCGAGGACCGCCCGUUCCCGUUCGCUGCGUCGGCGAGUAGCGCCGCCAGUGCCUCCGCGACGCCCUUUCUGCAGAGCAAUAGCACCCCUGGCGCCGGGUCCGCGGACUGGGCGUUCAUGGAUGACUUGAGCGCGCUGAACGGCGGGCUGUUUGCCGAUAUCGAUAAUAGCUUCUGGCAGAGCUACGUUGAUAAUGCCACGCUUCCGCCACAGCCGCAGACGCAGACGCAGACGCAGACGCAGACGCAGACGCAGCAUCACUACCGCACAAGCUGGAACCCAACCCAGAUAUUCACUCAAAACAGCACUCUAUGA
Messenger RNA from Pseudovirgaria hyperparasitica, 1977 nucleotides. RefSeq lists its product as uncharacterized. Gene Ontology annotation, molecular function: zinc ion binding; transcription cis-regulatory region binding; DNA-binding transcription factor activity, RNA polymerase II-specific. NCBI's taxonomy places the organism in Eukaryota, Fungi, Ascomycota, Dothideomycetes, Acrospermales, Acrospermaceae. Bases 1 to 1977 code for a protein of 658 amino acids. The record is from RefSeq and is a predicted model, not a curated record. The transcript has 3 exons. Gene Ontology annotation, biological process: regulation of DNA-templated transcription. Gene Ontology annotation, cellular component: nucleus.